This is a messenger RNA of Strigops habroptila (Kakapo), 908 nucleotides long. Its product is annotated as olfactory receptor 14C36. Bases 153 to 908 code for a protein of 251 amino acids. The record is from RefSeq and is a predicted model, not a curated record. Gene Ontology annotation, molecular function: G protein-coupled receptor activity; olfactory receptor activity. Gene Ontology annotation, biological process: G protein-coupled receptor signaling pathway. The transcript has a single exon. Lineage: Eukaryota; Metazoa; Chordata; Aves; Psittaciformes; Psittacidae. Gene Ontology annotation, cellular component: membrane.
CCAUCACCCACUUCCUCCUCCUGGCAUUCACAGACACGCGGGAGCUGCAGCUCUGGCACUUCUGGCUCUUCCUGGACAUCUCCCUGGCUGCGUUCCUGGGCAACGGCCUCAUCAUUACCAGCACAGCCUGCGACCAGCACCUCCACACCCCCAUGUACUUCUUCCUCCUCAACCUCUCCCUCCUGGACCUGGGCUCCAUCUCCACCAUUCUCUCCAAAUCCAUGGCCAAUUCCCUCUGGAACACCAGGGACAUCUCCUAUGCAGGAUGUGCUGUCCAAGUCCUUUUGCUUAUCUUUUUUAUUUCAGCAGAGUAUUUUCUCCUCACUAUCAUGUCCUAUGACCGCUAUGUGGCCAUCUGCAAGCCCCUGCACUACGGGACCCUCCUGGGCAGCAGAGCUUGUGUCCACAUGGCAGCAGCUGCCUGGGGCAGUGGUUUCAUCUUUGCUCUGCAACACACAGCCAAUACAUUUUCACAACCAUUCUGCCAUGGCAAUGCCCUGGACCAGUUCUUCUGUGAACUUCCACAGAUCCUAAAGAUUUCCUGCUCAGCUGCCUACCUCAGGGAAUUUCAAUUUCUCAUAUUUUGUGCUUUUGUCAUUUUUGGGUGUUUUGUUUUCAUUGUGGGGUCCUAUGUACAGAUCUUCAGGGCUGUGCUGAGGAUUCCCUCUGAGCAGGGACGUCACAAAGCCUCCAUGUGCCUCCCUCGCCUGGCCGUGGUCUCCCUGUUCAUCAGCACUGGCACAUUUGCCUGCCUGAAGCCACCCUCCAUCUCCUCCCCAUCUCUGGAUCUGGUGGUGACAGUGCUGUACUCAGUUCUACCUCCAGCCGUGAACCCCCUCAUCUACAGCAUGAGGAACCAGAAGCUCAAGGGUGCAGUGUGUAAACUGCUGACUGGAUGUUUUUCCUGA